Amoebophrya sp. A25 is the source of this 12812-nucleotide messenger RNA. The record is from the annotation of a GenBank genome assembly. NCBI's taxonomy places the organism in Eukaryota, Dinophyceae, Syndiniales, Amoebophryaceae.
AUGGAGGCUGAGAAGGAAAUGGAUCAGACGAAACUCAGUACCAUCGAUGAAGCGCAAACGCUGUACUUGCGAAACUUAGACUACCUCAACAUUAAGGCACUGGUCUCACAUAGAGAUAGAGACUGAUUGGAUUAGAAUUAGUGGCAUUCCAAGUGUGAUCUCAAGGGGCAUGAUAAGCGGCAUCUCGAGUGUCAUUUCAUCAGUUUUCCUUGUUUUGCUUAAAGGUUCUUCCUUUCAGGGUUCUGCUUUUCAUCUUCAGUUGAUGUCCAAGUCCGGAAGCGUCAGUCUUUAAAAAAUGAAUUGUAGAUGAAAAUACAAACUCUAAGAACGGCUUCACUCGCAGGAAUGAGCUGCGUACGCCAGUGGAGAAGCUGCUGCGGCAAUUGUACACCAGUUGCUUACUUUCGUAGUACAUCGUUCGCGUUGGCUGAUGAUUUGAAGAGUUGCUUUUCAGUAAUUAAUGUAUCUCAGAGGUGAACUCCUGAACUGUCAGAAGACAAACAAAAAAUGCUUGCGCCUCGGUAUUGAGCUAGUCCUUUUGUUUGUCUUCGGGGAAAUGUUGCCCACUUUGUUAACUUAAAUAGAGCGAACUGAAUUUUUUGCGGACUGAUGCUAGAAGUACCGGCCCAAUACUAGCUAAUAGUACAUGAACUAGCGCCACCAGUAUCGCCCGCGCUGGCAUGAGUAGUAGUAAUACUACCACCUCCCUGGCGUUCGACUGCGCCGCCACCACCUCGCCGCCACCACCACCACCACCAUCUUCAUCACCACCGCCACCACCUUCGUCACCCAAUAAAUAUGUAUGCCACCCUCACCACCACCACCACCACCACCACCACCACCACCACCUUCAUCCAUAAAAGUGCGCGUAAAAGAUUUAAAUAAAGGAAGCUCCAGCUGGUUCUUGUUGACGCAGAUACUCGCCAUUCUUUUUGCAUUAGCCUUGCUUUCCCGACGUCUUCGCCUCGAAAAAUUUUGUCGCUGACUCUUACUGUAAUACACAGUUUACUGCAAUCUUCAAGCUUGCAAAUACUAAUAUAUAACCUGCUUGGUCUUCUGAUUGAUCGUUAGGUGACUAGCCUCUGGUCUUUUGCUAUGGAUGAUCUUUUGUGGGCUAGGUCAGCGGGAACACAGUCGUGCUCGCACAGUCCAGAGUUGGCCCUGGGUCUGUUUGUUCCUCCGUUAUCCAGCACCGCCGCUCGUUAGACGGCCGCAUAUUAUUGAUUGAUUGAUUGAUUUCUUAAUUCAGACCUAAUCGAAAAGCUCUGGCGUGGGCUUGCACAAUGUGGGGCUAUGACACGAAGCAGCCUGCAGAGUCUGACUUCAACAAAAAGGCUCUUGCUGAGCACAGAAGGAGGGAGAAGAACAGCGAUUCAAAAAGAGGCUCACCGAGAAGGCGUUCACGUACGCGCAGCAAUGCACCAGGUACUGCUUAUACACAAGGAAUUGUUGAAUUUUUUUGAAUACAUGUCGAAGAACAAGACAACUAAGUAACUAAUCAAGAACAGAGCUUUCUGUGGUACCUAUACUUUUUGCUGUACUUCUGUUUUCUCCUUCUAGUAUUCAAAUUCUAGAGGGAGACGCAGGACAGUUGACUCCAAAGUCGUCGACGACUAGGCAGCGGCUUUACAAUUUUUGUCGCCGAAAAUGACGAAUCGAUCCCUGCUGUAGAGGGCAGUGGCCCAAACGUUUUACUUAAGUACACUACUCUGCUGCUUCGGCAAUCGAUGCGUUCAGUUUUGGCGACAGUUUUUGGCGCGCGCAGGAAGUAGGGCUCCGUGUAAACCGAUGCUCUUGUGAGGCGAUUCAUCUCCUCUACACAACUGGCGUCGGCACACGUGAACAAACAAUUUCAUUUUUCUGAGUGUGUGAGAAGUGAUCAAAGUUGAUUAUUCGGAUCAUGCACAGUCAAAGUAAGCAUUCAGCAAAAUCAUGACUACCAUUUUCUAGUUAGGCCUGCUCCACCAACACUAUGAUAAUGUACUCAACAAUGAGCUUCUCAUUGAUAUGAACAAUUUUCAGAGAGCUACAACAAGCGGGACCAACCAAUUGUUGGCGGAACCAGUUCUAGCAGCACGGACGGGCAUGCCAAUUCAAUCAGCCUGGAUGGCUCGACUACGUGCACCCCCAAACUUGCGACGGACGCCGUGAAGGCAACCACAGAAAAAAAUAUUUCGCUGGCACAAGACCUGCUUGUCAAGUACAUUUUUACUAUAGUUUUUUGUUGUUUUUGCUUUAUCUUUUCUUGUAUGACAUAUGAUUCGUUGGCCUUGGCUCAAGCGGUCGUGUCUCGAUGAUCGAUCCUCCUCCAACACUGAAUUAUAAUCUCUCUCUCUCCAGGAUUGAUUGGAAAAAAAAGGACGUGGAUCCUAGAUCGAGGCGGAAGGAAAGUAAAGAGCAGAGGUAUCUAUUUCCAAAUAAGUACAGAGAGAAAGAGAUAGUAAAUUCAGAAGAUGCAGAAGUAGAUCAGAUUCCUAAGUCCAGAUAGAUCUAUUUGAGUUGUAGAGAUAAUAAACGGCCGCCCUUGAAGAUUAGAAGGACGCCUACGAUCUAAGUCUGAUACUGAUUCAUCCCAUAACGCACUAGGGUGAAUAGUUCCGCGCCCGUCUCUGUGCCGCAUUGUUUGGAGACUAGCUUCUCUCGCUAGAGCUGGUAGAGACUGGCCACCGGAGCCGCAUGACGAUGAUAUUAGUGAUGAUGAUGCUCGUCCUCCGAGGGGGUGCGUUUCUUUCGGGUCUUGUGGGGUCAUGAGGAACGCCGGCGGCCGUAAGGGGCGGGCGUGGGGGGGCGCAAAGACCACGGGGCGUCAAGGUGCAAAGGAGGGCCUCGAGCAUGUAACGUGAUGCAUUGGUGGAUACUGUCGAAGAGAUUCAAGCACUUGUGAGUUCUCCUCUGCUUCAAAGCUUAUUAUACUUGCUCACGAUCUACUCCAUCUCGCCCUAUUUAGUCGCUGAAGUCUUCUGCUGUUUGGUAAAAGAACUCUUUUUUUUUCUCAAUCUCACCGCAAAGGUCUCGAAGCCGCGCGCGCUCGAGGUCGUCGCGAGCCAGAAAAGGCCCUCUUCGCGGUCGUGGCAGAUCGCGUUCCUCGUCCGACUCGUCCCCGCCGAAAAGCAGUCAAGCAGCUACGAGGAACAGGAAUACCUACUUGAUCUUCUCUCUAAAAAACGAGUGCAGCUUGUUAGUUGCUGUUUUUGUGAUUCUCGUGUGAGUAGACUAGAUGGACUAGUUCUAGAUAUGCUACGGCCAUCAGAAUGGGUUGUUGUUGUUAUCUAGAACGUCGGCAACAACAGCUCUGGUUGAACCUGGCAUUUGCCUUGGCCUCUGGUCGGUAGCAUUGUCAGACCCCAACUCUACGGUUGUCACGAGUGGCAGCACUAUGGGCACACAUGACACAUGGACGCAGGUCCACGGGCUCUGCCGUAGUUCAACCCCUGGGCAACGUGAGAACUGCCGCGCAAGGCGCAAGCCGGUUGCCCCCCAAGCCUGCCCCCCCGUCCCUGCUCUUUUUUGCGCCUUUUCUUUUGUGUCCUCGCGCUGCGCGCUCCUCGCGCCUUUUACGCGCCUGGACGCUACGUUGCAGUGUUUCCGAUUGGGUGAGUGCGUCCGCACGCCCGUGUCCGGUUCUGUUGGAGCAUCAUCGGGCCCAGCAGCGGACGCGCUGAAAGAGGCACACAGCGUCACUCCCAAGUGGCGUCUGCCGAUUCUGAGCUUAAGGCCACACGUGAUGCCAUCGGGCUCAGAACGGCGUCGAAAGUUGUAGAAAAAUGCAAAAUUUAUAAGUUUGGUGCAAAUUUUGAACGCAGAAAGCGGAUCCCAAAUGAGAACCCAAAGUCAAGGCGCUUGACUUCCUCAGAAUAGCCUUCUUAGUAAGAUGAUUGCUGUACGUUAUUUUUUGCUUGUUUUUUGUUUGCAGACGGGGGGGGCCCAUGGUGCAUAGUGUGAUCCAUCGCUGAGACAGAGCCUAGGCACUCUGGACUUGUAAAUAAUUAUUCUACAGCUGAUAAUCAUACAUUAGUUAGGUCGUUUCCCCGGGGAUAUUAUGCUGUGAUAGGCGUGACCGUGAGGGUGAGAAUCGGAAAGGAGCCAAAUCUAAGAAUUCCAAGAGUGGGUCGAAUACCAAAGGCGGUUCUUCAGCGGCCACCAGUUCUGGUAAAGACACGGCCUUGACUGCCGUAGCUCAGAGUAAGGGAAGCGUGACUGGCAAGGGAAUGGGCAUUCCACACGCUACCUCCAUAAGCGGUGCUGCUGGAUUUUCCAAAAAAGUUGAGUCGCCACGCAUUACGGCUACCUUUUCAUUAAGUACAUUAUCUUUUUAACUAGAGAAAUUGCACUGGUUGGUCAAUUAUGGGUUGUUAUUCAUUGUAAUUGUUUGAUGUGCUUUUAUUUGGAGAUAUUAUAUUUCUCUACAACCGCCCUCCCCAGAGUGUAGGCAGCACGUGGCUUCCCUUGAAGUUCGCGGUGUCUGACGUAUGAAGUAUAGACAAUAAUAACCACUCCGGUUUUACGUCCUCUAAGGAUGGAAGAAGCCGGUCUCGAUCGCGUGGUUCGCCGCGUCGGCGACGCCCUAUCGGCAAGUCAAUGGCACCGUCUCGUCUCGGGGCUGCCGCGUCGCUGCGCAAUACAAAUACUGCUGUUUUUGACCCCGCUGCAGCACCCCGAGUUGAACGCAGGAGCAGCAGAGAAUCAGCAGAGAUGAAUCGAGACGAAGGUAGUUACGGGUUGGCAGGUGACUUGUCUAUGAGCAUAGCCAUGACCUUUUCAAGGAGGAAGGUCAUGGAUAUGCAAGCUAGAGCGGUCAACUUGCAACCCCUAAGAAGAUAGCAGGGGGGCCGAUGGAGGGUCAAAGCGACGCCGCACUGAAACUGAUCAUGACCGUGGUGAUGUUGAUACUGCGAAUAAUAGAACUACGAGAGAGAGAUCCACUCCGCGCGCGCUACCGCCUCAUCUUGCGUCUCUUGUGCGCAACUGUGAGAAAUCAGCAGGCGAGGUCCAAAAUAGAGGACGCGGCUCACAACGCACCAACACAAAUCCAAAUGGUCCUGUUGAACAAGUACUAGAGUCACGAAGCGUUGAUCCGCAACACGAUCACCGCGUGGAGACCCCUCGUAGUAAUCAGCCGCAACUUGAUCUUCCAAGAGUUCCUCCUGAAAAUUCUCACAUUCGCAAUGAUCAUCAGCACAAUCUCAACAACCACAACCACAGCUUGCAUCACCAGAAUAAGUAUCUUCCUCGUGGUCAUGAUCUUCAUAGCGCUGAUACAUCCAACAUUGGAGGACUUGGUCGACAAGGUGGACAACCGAAUGAUCAUGGUCCACCAGUGGCUCCACUUGGAGCAGUAGGUGCUAGGCAGUCGUCUAGAGAGCGAUCUAGAGCAGCGCAGCUGCAACAUCAACAACAUCCUCAAAAUACAAGUAUGAUGGAACAAGCGGGGGAAAGAGAUAUUCAUCUCAGCAGGAAUGUUGAUCGAGAUGGCAGAGGAGCUCAGGAUCAUUUUGACCAUUUAAUGCGUCGAGACGAGCGCGGACCAGCACCGCGCGAUCAUCCUGGCCAUUUAAUGCGUCGAGACGAGCGCGGACCAGCACCGCGCUCUCCCGGUGUGCAUUCAUUCGGCGCAUCUGCAAAUACGAAUAGUAUGGCCUCGAGUGCACUACAUCAUCUUCCUCGCAAUGCCAAUGUCCAUCAGGACCACGGAAGUAGAGACUUUCCACAAACUAUGGAGGAGCGCCGUCGUGAAACGAUCGCAGAGGUGGAUCGCCGGUCGCUGCCGGAUUCUCAGCAUGAAUUUUAAGCCUCCAAAAAUUUCAUCCACAUCAUACUACGCCACAGGAGUGCGUGGUGAAAGAACUCUUCACGUCCACGUGGGUUGAAGAUGGUGAAUACUCUACUCAAUAACUACAUUUUUUUAUCCAUAUUUUAUUGAUAAUACAACAAUACUGUAGUUGGUCACUAAGAAGUUCCCUGCUUUUCUGUUGCGGUUCACGUACCUCAAGUAGUGCAUACUGUUAUUUAGAAUACUGAGGUGGUCCUCUCGCAGCUGAAGUCUUGGUGAUAAAAGUCAGAGACGAGAAAAAAAGAAUCCACAGAGAAAGAGGCUCUGUGAGAGGGGAGCGUCUUUGUAUUAGAAUAAGUACAUAAUAGAAUAAUACCACGGGACAUCCUGUAUUAGAAUAAGUACAUGUUAGGUGGAAGGACUCUUUCUGCGCUAAAAAGGGGACUCUAUCACCUUGCCUGAGGACACGGUUGACAAAAUCCGAACCAAAGUGCGCACGUUCGUGGCUUUAGGGCAAAUAUCCGCCGAGAACGCACAGGAAACAUUCAAAAUGUUGCUGGAUGAAAUCAGAAAGAAGAGACUCGAAGAACAAAGAAGAUUUUUGCAGCGAGCUGAAGCGAAUCCUGCUACAGGAGGAGGACCGCCAAGCGCUGAUCUAUCCUUAAGGACAAAAGGAGACAUUGACGUUCAUGAUAGCUUUGUAGUUCGUUGGAAGUUCUAAUUAUAGUAUACUUAGAACAAGUACUUAAGUGCCUAUGGAACCAAAAUCUCUUAUCAUUAUCGUACUUUUCUACUUAAGAAAUUUGAUAAUGAUAACAGAUUUUCGUUUCAUAGUGCCCUAACCUGAUUAUAGUACAAGUACUUACCCUUCUUGCACUAUUAGUCGUUCCCGUUCGGCUUGACUUGAUUUCGUCUCAACAUUCGCACGGGAGCUUGGUAUCGAUGGUCCAUGAGACCUUGUGGUACCAGGACCAGCAGUGCUCGUACAUUUCUUCACAUUUUCAAUCUUCCUUUUUCUAAGAUCUAGGACGCCUCUCGACAGGCAUGAGGAGCUACGAGGAGUGCGGGAGCAACUACAUCAGAGAGAGCCUCACCCCCGUCACCCGAUGAACCAGCACGUGGAGAGAUCCCCUGGCAUUAAGACGAGUUUUUCAUCUUCCUAAUCCUGGCAAUGUGGUGGAACUGGGAAGUCUGCUUGAGUUUUUCUUUUUCGUCAUGAACUAGAGGUUGCUGUUAGUCGUGAUCAUGUAAAAUGUUUACUUAUGUAACAGACAUGUUUAUAAGUGAUUAAAAGGGCGGCAGCAUAUAGUCCUAACUCAAAAAAAAACCUACGGUCAUCAGGCAAGGUGAUAUCUUCAGGGAAACACACAUGACAUCGUCGUGUAGUUCUUAUCCACAUUCUACAGCAGUUUUACUUGAGCCCUGACCACAUCCCUCAAACUCAUCGGGUUAACCUUUUACCUCUAAAAACACUCGUCCCCUCGUGCCUCCAUAUCUUUCCCCUUUGUGUGCGUUUAAUGAUUAGGACUGACAGUAGCAGGGGUGAUUGCAUUAGCUUUGCUUCGAUCUAGAAUCCUAACAUAUUAAUUAUUCAUCGUGCCUUGUUAUUUGAACGAAGCAUCACCUUGAGCAAUAGACGAAGGUCCAGGUUUUAUCCUGUUCCUUUGCCAAGGAGCACCUCGCUCCCUGGGAGGUGGGAAGGAAAUCCAUCCUUGGAUUUCAGGAAAGAAGCUGUCAGAGCACUGACAGUUUACUUACUCAAGACGAGAAUGAGAAGAUUAUCUUCUAUCUCUAAUGGCAGCAUCAAUAAUGGAGCACCACGCAGGACACAGCCACGGCCGUCCAUGAUGAGGGGAAUCGGCAUGGAGGAUCCUGGUUUGAUGCGAAAUUUACGCAAGAAGGAGGCUCUGAUAUUAUAAUAACAAGAUUGAUAAUGGUAAUCCAUUGCUGUGAGCGACUAUAGAUAGGUGUAGUACAGCUGCAGGUUGGAAAAAUGGGGAACAGGAACUCGUCUAGACUUCAGAUACCAUGGGAAGACUUUUUUUACCUCGUCUAACGUGAAAUGGUUCGUUUCCUUUAUGUGCGAGGGGACUUGCUACUGGGCUAUCGCCUCGUCGCCGCGAGUCGGCUGCGAGACGCUACAUCUCUGAUGCGCGACUACCUGCAAGAACGCGUGAGCAAGUUAUGCGAUAUGUCGUGUGCUUGUAAAUAUUUAAAGUAAAAUAAAUUUAGUUGUUCAUUGUUUAAUGGCACAAUAUGGCUGACCCUAGACUAUGUAUGAUAGGGGCAAAUCCGAGUCUCACAAAUUUUUUUGCAGAGCUCAGCAGGGGCGCUGUUUACUUCUACAGUACAGCACAACUUGAAAGUAGCUCAAUGAUUGUACACCUCGACCGCGUAAGUAGUUAGUUCUUUACUCAUUCAGGAUAUGAUAACUUUCAUGAGACCAUCCACUUCAAGAACUCUAUCGUCUUUCUAUUCAGGAGAUGAGGAGUAGAAGUAGGGCAUUCAUCGUUUCAGGAACCGUUUUGCCUUGAUGAUGGUAGAUAACGACCAUCUAAGACAUAUAAUGAUGAUAAGCAUUCCUGAUUUACACUUCUAAACAAGAGGUCAUGCUGGAGAAUUCUCGUGUGAGAGGCAUUCCGUUUCAGGAACCUCCUUUGGCUUCUGCCGUGAAUAAUACGCGUCCGCAAGAGCCAGAGCUUUCUAGCGGGCAAUAUUUAUGAACUUCGUGGUCGUAAAUAAGUUGGCAUCUCGAAAAUUAAAGUUGUUACUAUGAUGUGUUCUUCUUUAUGAAGCAGGUACAAGGUCGUUGAACGGCCUCAAUUUCGUUAGAUAGGAGGGGUGCAGAGGUAUUAUGACGUGACAGGUAGUGGAAAACCAAGUAAUAUUUAUGGAUACGAGAUAUGGUCGUGAGUUACAUAGUUGGUUUUGGCUGUCAUUCUACUGGCAAGUCUAUCCCUUGUUGUCCUUAUAAUUGAUCGCAGGAAUCUAGUCCGCUCAUCAUAUUUAAGGGUGCAACUCAUUCUCAUUAUCACGGCGGGGAAAACACAGUACUAUCAACUCUAAGAAGUCUUCGACGUCAACAACAACACGCACCACAGCGAGAAAAAGAGCCGAGUCAUCUGGUGAACCAUCAGGGUUCUGCUCCUCAGGCGACGAAUCAACAAGCAGAGCAAGCAGCAGCCGUCGACCCUCAAAGUAAACAACACAUAGAGAAGUUACUAUUAUGAUCGGUGUUUCUUGAAAUUGGAAUAAAACAAUGCAUCUUAUUGAAAAUAAGUAGAGGUCUUGCCAAGCAACUACUACGUCAGGAACAAGAAGAAACAGGAAACAAGUGAAGUAGUUAACUACCCCGCGACGGGGAUGGGGUUAGCUCCUACCACCACUAGGUAGAAAGUAGUUGUACCGUUUUCUUGGUUCUUUCCGCAAACCAUUUUUCCUGCUCACAAGAUCAGCAAGAUGAGUACCACAGGAGUAAUUUUUCUCCACCUAAGGGUUUCCAGAUAACGGAUAAUUUUGUUCCUUAUGGAGAUAUGUUAUAAGUUGUUAUGACCAUUUCUAAUAUUGCAAGAGACGCGUGCUAAACUCACACACCUGAAGCGGGAGGAAGCGAAAAUCAAAGAGGAAAAAGAACGUGAAGAACGGCAGACAGCGCGAGAAGCUCGUAAUAUGUCUGCGGCACCGAGUAGGGGCGGGCGAGACCGAGAUCCACAUCGAAUUAAGGCGCAUCAAUACAAUUGAUUCCUAUCUUCUGCAAUUCAUUUCUCCCUGUUUCGUUCCUUCUCAGGAUGGGGAGAAGUGCAGGCAAGAAAUGAACUGUGUUUUGAGGGCUAAUAGAAGCAGAGACACGAGAGGCGUGUCCCGUGCACGAGCGCAGAGCAGUGCGAGGAGCUAUCGAGGGAGCUACCGGUGAACGCGGUCCGGUGAACUAUGUCCGUAGGGAUAGGAAUAGACUGAGGACAAGCAGAUGAAGACAACACGGAUCCAGAGGUUUGUUUCAGAGAGGAAGAACAUUAGAGACGGGAAUAUUGAAGAAGCAGGACAUCAUGCUUAGAAUUAUGGGUACCGUCAACCCAUCUCUUACGCCAUCUUUUAGCCAAUUUCAGUUUGGAAAGUGCUAAAAGAUGUUCCAAGAGGUGGGUUGUCGGUACCUCUAUCUAAUAAAAAGAAUAUAGCACCAGAACGAGAAGUAGUAUUGACUUGUCGAUGCUGUCUGUGCCGCCUAGACGAGAUCCGGAGUAGGGGAUCGGCGCAUGAUAAACCUGGUGGUGGAAUAGCCCCAAACUAAAAUUUCUUCACCUUACCAAUUAUCAUUAUUACGAGAAGGAUAGACUCUGAGCCCGUUCUUGUACGUGUACUUCUGAAAAUAGAAAUAUUGGUCAGCAACUAAUUUUCAUGACUUGCGUUUCUAGUAUAGACUCUCAGCGGAAAAUCUUCAGUAGGAUGCACUGGGAGAAUCGUGCCCAUAUGGAUCGCACCGCUGAAGGGGCUUGCGCCCCUGGUGGUCGAUGCCGCAGCGCCUCUGCCCUUCCACGUGAAUCCUGGCGCGAGGAUGUGCCGCAUAGCACCGGAGCACCUUGCGCGUGGUGUGUGUGUGUUUGUAGCGUCGGCGACUUCCGUUGCGGCCAGAGGCGUGUCGCUGGCCCUCUCCAGUUUCUCGCGUCUCCCUUGGGCGCUCAGGUUCAGGCACUGCUCCCGGACCUAGGUCCGCGGAGAGAAAGCGAGUCGCGCUGGGGCGCCCAGGCCUGGACUCCUUGGCUGAUGCGAUGGGUGUGGCAAUUGUUAUGCCAUUGCGAGCGCCCUCGCGCAUGCGCUUUUCCUGCUUGUGGGGCAGGAGAGUGGUUGGAGCUGCAGAGGGCCUCAGGCAUUUGCCAGUCUCAGGACCCGGAAAAGGCUGGCGUCUGCGUCAGACGCCAGGAUUCUCGAGCGCCUAAGAAUUUCUGAGACCUGGCAAAAGUCUGGCGUCUGCGUCAGACGCCAGGACUUUCCCGGUACGGCUACCGACCCAGUGCACCCCACUGGGCCGGUGCCCGUACCCGUAAAACACCUGGCGUCUGACGCAGACGCCAGACCUUUGCCAAGUCUCAGAACGAAGUUGUGAGGCGUGGCGCGAAAGUCCGAGCGCUUGCCGCACAGCUAAGCUCUCGGGGGCACGAUGAAACUGCGACUACGCACUGCGGCGCCUGUCGUGGCGCUAUCUGUAGCUUCGUCUACAGGUCCGUAGUUGGACGCAUCGGCCGGCGGGCCCUGCAGCCGUGCUUUUGACUCUGGGGGUGAAGUUCACCUGGCAGGCUCGCGUGGCAGCUCUUCGGCCUCUUGCUCUCCGGGGUGUCUGGCCGUGCCUUCUCGUUGGAGUCACAGUUGGUGUGCUGAUGGGGCUUGUCGUUGUUUGCCUGUGCGGCCGGACUGUCUGGCGUCUCUGCGUGGUCAGGGCAGCGCGAAUUUUGUCCUGAUUGCGAGAGGGGUAACGGGUCCAAGCUCGGGAGUUUAUCGAUUUGAAACUAAGGGGGGCUCGCCUAGCUUGAUGGCCCUCUGGGCCGCGGGGUUGCGGUGCUCUGCGUCUACAGCUGUAGUUAGCCCAUCUGCCUCAGUAUUCCUUACUGAAGGUUUUCCGCUGAAAAUGCAUGCAUUUCCCAAAGUCAUGCUAAUUUUUAGAAGCCGAGCGGGAUUGACCGUGAUGCUUGAUGUCGUGGUUUUUUAUCGAUAAAUGAUUAAACUAAAUAUCAUCUUCAUCUUCAAGAAUAGUUAUAGUUAGUAGAAACCUGAAUGUAAGAAAAUAGAAUCAGAUUGUCAAAGCGAAAGAACUGUCACAAUUACGUCGUACUUUUUUUCCACUUGUUGUUCAUGUUGUAUUGUACUUACAAAUCUUAGUCUUUGUUAACACAAGAAAUACAUAAAACAAUACAGUGCUGUUACUUUACAUUGGACCAUAGAUUAUAACGAAAGCAGCUGCAGCCGCCGCGACACUUUCGUGUCUACUUUCAGCGUGAGACGAAGGAUUUUUUUAUUUUUUGUAUGAGCAAGAAUAUCCAGUGGUAUUCACAUUUUACUACGUGGAGUGGUUACACAACAUAAUAAGACUACGUCCAUCCAUCAAAGAACGACAACUGGUAUUUUGAGCAUCAUCUUCUUACCGAAGUAGUUAACCGCCCGUAGGAGCCAUACUGAUUACUUAAAAUAAUUUAUCAUCACGAACAAGAACAAAAAGGCUAUUCCUCGUAGUUCGAUCUGCAGGAGACACCUCCAAGAGAUGCGCUCAAGUGGUUACGCAAAAAAGAUGGCGAAUCACACAAGAAUAAAUUGAUUGUUUUUCGAAAACGACUGUCCCAGUCUGAGACGCUCGGGAUAAGGGUAAAGUAUUGCUUAGUCUCCAUGGUAGUAAGCAUAAGACUGCUCGAGACUUAUGCCUUUGCCUACAAAAAAAUCAAAGCAAGCGAAAGCGAAUCGGGAGAAGCAGCUCCACUUACUUUGAUUUCAUUCAUCAAUUUUACCGAGUGCCUACCUCCCUGUCUCUGACUACAGGCACAUCGUCGUGCGCGAUUUUUACCUUGCUUAUGGUAUCUAUAACUCAUGGUGGCCUUUCGACGUCGUGGCCAAGGCCCGGUUGACUAGCGCAUAUCUACUCGUGAUGAUGCCCGAACAAUGAUUCAGAGAUGAAAGUACAACCUACGCGAUCGUAGCAAUACAUACGAUCAGGCCCCAACUAAAAAAUACUUAAAUAUCCCCGAUUUGAUUUGUGUAAAAACAAAAAAUGAGAAGUCAUGACGACUAGAAAACAAGUCAUUUUUAGAAACUACAAUCGACUUGUUGCCAGCUUUUUUAGUCUGCGCAGGUCCUACACAACUACAUCGUGAGGGCGAUGGUAUUUUACUACGAAGUGCUCUACUGCGUGAAAAUACUCAGCCACGAAACGUCGUGGCCGAUACUGGUAUUAAUUUGUGUGCAGCUGCUUCAGCUUAAUAUUUUGACUUCGUCCACUUCGGCAUGUCAAGUUCGCGCUUUGUCGCAACAAGUCACGACAUGGCCCGCGGCUGCUCUGCAC